AUGUCUUUUCCUCCACUCCAUAUCGUCGAGCCAAACGGUGCCCACAUGCAUACUAUCAUCCUUCUACACGGCCGCUCAAGCAAUGGCGUCGAAUUCGCUAAAGACCUAUUCGACUCCAAAUCUUCCGAGACUAAAAACCUGGCCGCCCAUUUCCCUGGGUGUCGAUGGGUAUUCCCAACGUCCCGAGACCUAUGGAGUUCAGUUUUCAAGGAAGAAUUAACCGCUUGGUUUGACGUGUACUCGCUGUCCGAUCCCUCUGAGCAACAAGAACUUCAACUGGACGGCCUCAGGGAGUCAACGCGAUACAUCCUGGAUGUUCUGGGCCGAGAAAUCAAUCUUCUUGGAGGGAAGUCCGAGAAGGUUGUCCUUGGUGGUAUCAGCCAGGGUAUGGCGACGGCGUUGUGGGCGUUGCUCUGCUCGCGGGGACGAGUCGAUGGAAGGAUUGGCGCUUUUUUGGGAAUGUGUGGAUGGCUCCCGUUGGCGGACAAGAUGGAAGAUUUGCAGCUGUCGGAGGGUCAUGGUACUGCAGAGACUCCCGGAUCUCUUGUUUCAAAGUCCCUUCCCGGCCUACUGCGGUGCGAAGAAAUUGAGGUUAGUGUAGCAGAGACGAAGGCCAUGCUGUCUACGCCUAUGCUGCUACUGCACGGAACCGAUGACGCGUGGGUAGACUUUGAAUUGGGCCGACAGGCACGUAGAAAUCUGACAAAGCUGGGAUUGAAGGUGGAGUGGAAGGAGUACACUGGCGCGGAGAAUGAAGGACACUGGAUCAAGGAGCCAGAAGGUAUUGAUGCCAUUGUUGCAUUUUUGGAGGCCUACCUACUUUGA
Molecule: messenger RNA, 825 nt
Organism: Uncinocarpus reesii 1704
Lineage: Eukaryota; Fungi; Ascomycota; Eurotiomycetes; Onygenales; Onygenaceae
Exons: 1
Coding region: 1-825 (274 amino acids)
Biological process (GO): protein depalmitoylation
Cellular component (GO): cytoplasm
Molecular function (GO): palmitoyl-(protein) hydrolase activity; carboxylic ester hydrolase activity
Source: RefSeq, a predicted model, not a curated record